Messenger RNA from Python bivittatus (Burmese python), 5667 nucleotides. RefSeq names its product SLAIN motif-containing protein-like. Gene Ontology annotation, cellular component: microtubule plus-end. Lineage: Eukaryota; Metazoa; Chordata; Lepidosauria; Squamata; Pythonidae. Gene Ontology annotation, biological process: cytoplasmic microtubule organization; microtubule nucleation; positive regulation of microtubule polymerization. The record is from RefSeq and is a predicted model, not a curated record.
UCUUCGGGCCCUGUCGCAGCCCCCCCUUCCUAUUCUUAUUUUGGUUAAUUCGUUUUCUUUCUUUGCGGGGGGGGUUGCUAAAACUCAGCUCCUGCCUAGCCUAUUUGUCUUUUGUUUCUCUCCCGAGAGCAUCUUCCCUGCUUUUCCUUAAUUUGGGGCAGUCUCCGUCCGUCCUUUCCCUUCUGCACCCCCCUGCACCCUCUUUCCCUGCAUUUUCAUGGGCAAAAGCCACCCCCGUGUAGGGGUAGGGUCAGAAAUCAACGAGUCUGCAUCUAUUAGGGACUGCGUGAUCCUCUCUCCUUAAUGCCCCCCCCAAGGAUGGCAUCUGUCUUCUUUCCUUCUCCGUCCACAUGUUUCUCUUGAGCAGGACUUGCUUCUGCUGCUUGGAGCUGUUCAAGGUGGGGGGGUCUCUCUAGGCAGGUGGUCCCCGUGUUCCCCUUUUCCUCUUUGCGACACCUGACUUUUUUGGAGAGACGGAUCUGGGCACCUUUUUCCCUAACUGAAGGGGGGGGGAAAUGUCUGCAUAGCAGCUACUGGUGGUAACAUAGUCCUUUAUGUAUUAUUUUCUUUUUUCUCCCUGUUGCGGUGGCACUGCGCACAUCCUCCUCCUCCUCAGCCCCAUGCGACUCCUGAUGCCUUGGGCUGUGAGGUCAUCCACUGAGAGGGUGGAUCUGUUGCUGUGGUCGUGUUUGACAGAUGCGCCGCAAAAUUCCUCAGGGGUUCCACGAAGAUGGUUGUUCCUGGGAGCACCACUGUAAUUCAGCCAGACCACAAUCUUGGAACUGAACUGAGCCGAAGCUCAGCAGAGAACUCGGUGAUGGGUCCUGAUGCAGAACCAAUGGGUGAUCAGGUGGGCCCUGAGCUGGAAGAAGUGAGGAAAUUGCAGGAACUUGUGAGGAGACUUGAGCUCCAGAAUCAGCAGUUGAGAACUAGAAGCCUUCGAAGUGUGCCAGAGGCAAAAAUGCUGAGCCAAGCUGAUGGUGGCGUGGAUAAUUGCAAUUCCAGGCUCAGUGGCAUGGAAAUGAAUAAUAGCAUCAAUGUACUUAUGGAUAAGCAGGAAUUGCAAAUAGUGGCAGACCUCCAUUCUGCCCUGAGUAAAAUAAGAUCAGAAGCAGAGGAAAGUGGUGAGUUCUUGAAAAAGGAUGUAGAGACUACAAUACAACACAGCUGUGGCAAUAGUUCUGACAAAGAGCCUUCUAGUGCAAAGUUUAUGAGUACUACUCAGAUGCAGAACAGCGAUGCUCACACAAAUGAUUUCUCUCAUUGGGAUUGCAGCCACACAGUGCUGCUAGAAGGUUUCACCACAGGUGAUGAGCCAGCAUUGAAAAUGAAGGAAGCAAAUACAAAUGCAGAAGAUCUCUUGAACGAGACAGCUCUGGAUGAAGUAGAAUUGCUAGAGUUAGAGAAUGGCAGUGAUGAAGAGGACAGCUGGUUGUAUGUUUCUCCAAGGAAACCACCAACAGAUGGAAAGGAAUCCCCCCUGAAAUGGUGUAGACAGGUAUUGGAUCACCCUAGUCCUGAGACAGAGGCAACGUGCCGUAGCCUCAUCAGCAGACUUGACCAAGCCAGUAGGUGGAAAUCCCUGUAUUGCAGUCCGUUGGCGUCUCCAAGUGUGCAUAACUUGAAUACAGACACAGGGUCCUGUAGCAAUGCACUAAACUCUCCUGGGCACUACAAAUCAACUAACAAACCACUACUAACUUGUGGUAGCUCAGGUUAUUUGAGCAUGCAUUCAGCUUUGAGCUCUCAGUCUUCUGUCGAUAGCGAACUUAGUACCUCAGACGACUCCAUUUCAAUGGGCUACAAACUGCAAGACUUGACUGACGUACAGGUUAUGGCCCGCCUACAGGAAGAAAGUCUUCGCCAGGAUUGUGCCUCCAGCUCAGCCUCUGUUUCCCGCCGCAGUUCCAGCGCCUCCUUGCAUUCCUUGCGCAGAGGCACCUACAGUGACCAGGAUUUUGACACAUACAGUUUGGAAGAUGAGGAUGAUGACUGCUCCUUCUCCUAUCACAGCAGUCACAGAUAUUCUCCAUCCCCGCUCAGUUCACCACGAUGCCAGUCUCCAUCCACAAAUACAGAUUAUGGGAGGGCCACAAAUACCCGGAUUCGGCCCCCACGGAGGACAGUGCAGAGUCCUAUGCAAGACAGACUAAAGUAUUCCGGGAAUGAAGAGGAACUGCGUCAUAGCAUGCCUAAUCUGGCUAGGACAGGUCUGCGAUCUUUGGAGUCAGUAAGAAAUAGCCGUAGCUUGGAGUCAGAUUUACAGAUUCCCAGUAGUCGACUCUCUAGAAUCCAUCAGGAAUCAGUCAGUCUGACUUCAAAUAAGCUCCGCUAUUCCUCUGGUGCUGGGCAGUCCCCCUUGACAGUUCGACAGCCCAUGAAAGCAGGCUCCUCUGCUAAUGCUCUUCUAACACCACGGCAGCCAGUCAGAGCUGCUGGGUAUGCUAGUCCUGCUGGCAGAGUCCGAAAGCUGCAGUCUUCCACACUGAAUCCAGGCGCUUCAGGUAGUGGCAAUUCAGUGUACAGAAGCAGUAGUAUGGCCACAGGAGCAAAAAGCUCUCUCCCUAAAAAUAAAGCAUCGGUUGCAGGAGCAUCCAAUCUGAAGAGCAAGCUGACCCAGCCAGCCAAGAGGUUUCCAAAGGCUAACGUGUCUGUCGACGACUCUUGGAAAGAUGGGUGUUACUGAAUCAAACCAAAAAGGCUGAUCAUGAACAAUGUUGGGUAUGUAAUUGGACAACAGCCCAGCUGGCUGGGCAGGAGGACACACUUCAGCCUCCGUUUCUCUCCAUUGCCACCAUGCUUGACAAACUGGAAUGAUGUUUUUCUGAAUUUGGACAACCUUUUGCCUUUGCUUUGAUGAUGGACGUUGACUGCUUUUUUUGUUCCUGCUAUUACAGUCUUACUGCUGAGCCUUGAUUAAAGUCGUUCUUGUACCUGAAGGUACAGAUGGCUGCCUGAGACACACAUUUGAAGAUUUGUUCAUGGUAUGCACGAGGAGGGGAGAAGAGCAUGGGAUAGAGCUCCUGUGGCAAUGAGAAUGUUUUUGAGUCUGUGGAGUUUUUUUCUCUCUUGCAAAAGGCAGCUAGAGAAGGUAAACAUAAUUAGAAAUGACUGUUUCUUAGGUCGCUUGGAGUAAUUUAACUUUUCUAGGAAAUUCAGAGGAUUUUUUUACUUGUCCUGAACAGGCAUCUCCACUACUUUAUUAUUAUAAAAGUUGAAGCAGGUUUUUUUAUAAUAGCUAGUGCAUCAUCUGUCACAGGAGAAUGUCUUAAGCUGAUGUCCCCAUCACCUCCAAGACUGUUAUGUGCUGUUGCCUGCAGGCUGAUGCGUACCCCUUCAGUGAAGUCUUAUUUGCCCGUUUGCUCUCUUCCUUAUCUUUUAGCUAGGCAAGACUUAGUGUGGGUAGUAGCAGCACCUUUGCCAGCUAAAAAUGCACUUGAAGUGUUCCUUUCCCUAAUCAUCUUCACUUAAUCCUUGAUACUAAAAUCUACUUUUCUGCUUUUGUACAAGUCUUUUCUACUGUCCAUUUUUUUUGGUUGGUUUUUGGAUGAAGGAACUUGUUUUUUAAAUUAAAUCAGUGGCUACUGGAGCUUGCCAAAUGCAAGAAUACAAUCAUACCUGGGAAUGCAAACUGGCUUGCCAGCCAGCCCUACUUCUUGCCACCAAUGUGACUUGAUAUUGUAGUUAAUAAAUGUGAAGGGGCUAGUGCUACCUUGUCUUUAGUAGCAAAACUGUGUCCUGCUGCUUUUUUUACAUAGAUAGGGUAGGUAGUAUCCUUAAGCAAAAAAUGUGUUUUCCCCCAAACAAGGUUCAUCCCUGAUGAAGGCAGCAUAGAUUUUUAAUGAAAAAGGUGGAAGAAAAAAUCCACUGACACUUAGCAAAAGCAGCAAUAAUGCUUUGAUAUGGUUAAAACCAAGGUGAUGACCCAUAAAAACACACAGUGAGAAUUCAUGAACUAAUUUUAAGCAUUCCUGUUGGUAAUUUGCCAAAUGAAUGAAUACUUGGUACAGUUGGACAUUUUGUGUUUUUCCUGGCUGUUGGGCUGAGUGGUUUCCUUUUGAUUCAGAAAUGUUAAUAACACUUAAUUGUAACCACCCUGACUUAAUUAGUAGGUAUAACUACUUCUUGCUGAAGCUAUUAUUACUUUGUGGAUGAGCUCACUGGUCAUCUGAUGCAACAGGAUGGCACCUUUAAACAAUUAAGAAUGCUUAUAUAACCUCUCUGUUUGCAUUUGUUGUGUGAUGCUUCAUGAAGUAAUAGCUGAAGCUUCCCCUGAAACUUAGAGAUGGACAGCUGGUACUCAGCAGCACCUCAAAGGGUCAUCAGACAGUAGAUGCAAGUGAGAAUUUGUGUAAUCAGAUGUUGAAUGGGCAUGUUGUAAAAUGUUCUAGCCCACUAAGAAUGCAUCCUGAAAGAGUGGCUAUUAAAUAUAAGUAUUAUUGGAUGUUCACUUAUAGAAUACUGGCUGGCCAGUAGGCGAUUUCAGAUUUUUGAACCAUUCUGUAAACACUUGAGACAAUGUUGUGAAACUAACUAAAAAUAAGGUUGUGGGUGAGAGACCACUGUGGACUGCCUUUUAUAGGCAGCAGGGGAUAAUUCACACCAUAGACUGCUGGUGGUAACAUAGCCAUGCACUUUUUCUGGCAACAGAACUGAAGUUGUUUGCAACUGCGACUUUCUGGAAGGUUUCUGGCAUUCCACGCUAGCCUGGUAGUCUCUCAUCCAUGUGCGAACCUGCUCCAACCAUAAAAUCAGUGAAGAUCAGAAAGGUACUGCCACCAGAUGUAAUGGUGUAAUAGUCAUGUGAAACCUCUUAGAAAAGAGCUCAGUGUGAACUCUGAAGUAAGCCCACUGAUUUUCUACUCUUGGAUCAUGUGCCUCUAGCACUGUGUUUUCAGAACUUUAUAAAAGUAAGUCAGCUGUCAAUAAGGUAUUUUUACGAGGAGAAAGACUGAUAUCAAGUGUCUGUAGUUCAGUACAUUUAUUUAAACAGAUCUAACUUUAUUUUACAAUAAUGCAUCAGUGCAUUUUAUUAAAACAGGAGGAAGCAGUUUACAGAAAGGCAUUCAAAAUGAUAGAAAAUUAACAAUUGCUAUUAACAUUUUUUAAAACAUGCACAAUUAAUUCAAUGUUGGCUUGUCCCUGCAAAGAUAUUUGGUGGAGAAAGGGAGGAAAAGAGCCUUUCUGACCAUGGCAAACAAGGGAAGCUGCAGCAGGCCUAACCUCUGCAGGAUGCUGAGGAGAGCAAGCAGAGUCUACCUCUGUCCAGCUGAAAACUAGGAUGAGGUCAUAAAAUACCAACACUGGGGGAGAAUGAAGAAUCUUCCUAUUUAAGAUGUUAAUAUAUGUCCUCCAGAAGCCCUUUACAUUAUGCGGGGGGGGGGGACGUUUUUCACAAGUGGUUUACGGCAAUUUUAUAUUAAAGGUUAGUUUUCAAUACUUCAUGCUUCUCCAUAGCCUUUUCCUUGAAAAUCAUUAGCUUGGGAUCCCGAUUACCUUUCAGAUGCCUGCCUCUGUGCUUUUGAGUUAGGCACAAUAACUCCACCAUGCUCAAAAGGAAGAGGGCAGUCACCAGACUCACACAGCGUGUGAUACUUGGACUCACUGGAACAGCUUUUAGACACAUCUCAGGAGAUGAAGCCACAGCUGAGUUCCAUAGCACAGUUU